AUGAUCAAGAAUAAUAUCCUGAAUAGUGUGGCUUCAAGAUUUCUGAUGUGCCUGCAAAGUGACGAAAUAAACUCUGCAGAGCGUCUCUUCUUCAUUCUGGAAGAGGCGCAUUGGUUUAUAAUAGACGUAUACAACAUCACAAGCAUUUCGUUUGUAGAGUUCAGCAAGCAGCUUCUUGCGCAUGUUGGAAUUGAGACAAAUGUCGAUGAGUCUCUAAAGGCAUUCAUAAAAUACAGACAGUCAGUGAAAGUGUUUGGAGCAAUAUUACUCGAUCCUAGCAUGACGCAUGUCCUUGUCGUUAAGGAAAAGAAAAAGCUGAAAAACUAUUCGUUUCCAAAAGGCAAGAAAUGCAUGAAUGAGAAUGGCAUUGACUGUGCCACCAGAGAGGUUUAUGAGGAGAUAGGAUACGAUGCAGGUAGUAAAAUAUGCAACUUGCCAAUCUUCAUCUUCGAAAAGAUUACCUUCUACUUCGUAUUCAAUGUAAAAACAAGCUAUCCAUUUAAAACACAGACAAAGAAAGAAAUUGAUGAAAUAAGGUGGAUACCGAUCAAAACAAUUAUGCAAGGUGAAUGCAAGAAAAGAUAUUCUAUUGUCAAUACUGCAUUAAAAAAGGCAAAAAACUUGAUAUUUACACUGAAGAAGUCCAGAUUCAGACUCAAUGUAAAGAAAAUAAUGCAAAGCAUAGAUAAAAAAAUGGAAUCAUAUAUUUAA
This is a messenger RNA of Ordospora colligata OC4, 711 nucleotides long. RefSeq names its product mRNA decapping enzyme 2. The record is from RefSeq and is a predicted model, not a curated record. The transcript has a single exon. NCBI's taxonomy places the organism in Eukaryota, Fungi, Microsporidia, Ordosporidae. Gene Ontology annotation, molecular function: hydrolase activity; manganese ion binding; RNA binding. Gene Ontology annotation, cellular component: cytoplasm; P-body. Bases 1 to 711 code for a protein of 236 amino acids. Gene Ontology annotation, biological process: deadenylation-dependent decapping of nuclear-transcribed mRNA.